AUGAAGUUCUUUGGGGGCAGCAAAAAGCAGUCGUCGACUUCCUCGUCCAAAAAGCACACUCCUAGCUCUAGCCUCGACGAGCGCGACUUCUUUCUGCACCAACCACAUCCGCAGUCGGAGCCUCCGUCGCCCACAAAGUCGUCCAGGAAUAACGUCAAUAAGUCGGCCGCGAAAAAAAGUCCUCGACCCACAUCAUACCGGGAAUCCAAGGGAACAGAAAACCCUUCUUCACCCUUGUCGUCGUCGGCAUCUACUCCACGGCACGCGCGGCUGUCCAGGCACGCCACCGAGCCCUCAACGUCUUCCUCACGACGCAGCAAAGUCGACUUUGACACACACCCGCUAAACCUGCCGCCCGAGGAGCGCCGUCGUCUAUCCAAGCUGUCCAAUUCCAACAUGAGUGACAAGAUGGACAUCGACUGUGAGCCAGUCAAUGGCGUCUCAUCGCCUGCUUCGCAGAAACAGAAUCAGCACAGCCAGAAUCCUUCUGCUCAGACAAACUUUUCGGUUCCAAUCACCAACGGCAACCAUCACGAUGAGGCCCCUGCGCCGCCGCCACACAAGUCGAACCCCUCUAGCCCUAUACCGACCCCCCAGGAUGAUGCAGAGGCAUACAAGGCGGCGGGUAACAGAUUUUUCAAGGAAAGGAAUUACACAAAGGCUAUCGAACAAUACUCCAAGGCCGUCGAUUUGUUCCCAGAUUCCUCCACCUAUCUGAGCAACCGAGCCGCCGCGCGCAUGUCCAACGGUCAAUUUGUCCUCGCCUUGGAGGACUGCAGCCGCGCCGCCGAUGUCGAUUCACAAAACGCCAAGAUUCUGCUACGGCUUGCCCGCAUCUACACUGCCCUAGGCCGGCCCGAGGAAGCCAUGACUACUUUUGGUCGAAUCUCACCAACGCCAACUGCCAAGGAUAUGGCCCCUACCAAAGAAAUGCUGCACCAUAUCAAUUCUGCCAAGGAGACGCUGGAUAGGGGAACGGCUGUUUCCAUGGUCUUGCAUGCAUUGGAUCAGGCCGAGCGCGGACUGGGGCCUGGCGUGACGAAACCUCGCAAGUGGCAACUCAUGCGUGGAGAGGCAUAUCUCAAAAUGGGUCGUGAAAACGCUCUUGGCGAGGCUCAGAACAUUGCCAUGUCACUGUUACGUAGCAACAGUCAGGAUCCCGAGGCCCUCGUUCUCCGAGGGCGAGUUCUCUACGGACAAGGCGAUAACGAAAAGGCCGUCCAGUCGUUCCGCAUGGCGCUCAGCUGCGAUCCCGACUUCCGCGAUGCUGUCAAGUGGUUGAAGACUGUGCAGAAGUUGGACCGGAUGAAGGAGGAGGGUAACGGGGAAUUCAAGGCAGGUCGAUGGCGGACUGCCAUUGACAAGUACUCGGCUGCCCUUGAAAUCGAUCCGUGCAACAAGAACAUCAACGCGAAGCUUCUCCAGAAUCGAGCUCAGUGCAAAAUCAAGCUCAAACAGUACCACGGCGCCAUUGCUGAUGCCGAGAAGGCCAUCAGCCUCGAUCCUAGCUAUACCAGGGCUAGGAAGACCAAGGCAAAUGCAUUGGGCCAGUCUGGAAACUGGGAAGAGUCCGUGCGCGAAUGGAAGUCAAUUCAGGAGCUUGACCCAGAGGACCGCACUAUACCAAAGGAGAUUCGAAAAGCCGAGCUUGAGCUGAAGAAGAGUCAGCGAAAAGACUACUACAAGAUCAUGGGUUUGGAGAAGGAUUGCGGUCCUGAUGAUAUCAAGAAGGCUUAUCGCAAAAUGGCCAUCAAGCUGCAUCCUGACAAAAACCCAGAUGACCCCGAGGCGGAAGCCAAGUUUAAGGAUAUGCAAGAAGCCUAUGAGACCUUGAGCGAUCCCAAGAAAAAGGCUUCCUAUGACAACGGCGACGAUCUCCUUGAUCCGGCAGACAUGUUUGGCGGCGGCGGUAUGGGCGGAGGCAUGGGUGGCAUCGACCCUGAGAUUCUGUUCAGCAUGAUGGGCAACCAGGGCGGUUUCGGCGGUGGCGGACCCCGACAUGCCGGCGGCUUCCCUGGCAACGGUGGUUUCCCAGCAGGGGCCACGUUCAGCUUCGGCAACGGUGCCGGCGCCCAUGCACGAGGCGGAGGGUUCCCUUUCCAGUGA
Ustilaginoidea virens is the source of this 2106-nucleotide messenger RNA. RefSeq lists its product as uncharacterized. The record is from RefSeq and is a predicted model, not a curated record. NCBI's taxonomy places the organism in Eukaryota, Fungi, Ascomycota, Sordariomycetes, Hypocreales, Clavicipitaceae. The transcript has 3 exons. Bases 1 to 2106 code for a protein of 701 amino acids. Gene Ontology annotation, molecular function: protein binding.